Messenger RNA from Spodoptera litura, 7158 nucleotides. Lineage: Eukaryota; Metazoa; Arthropoda; Insecta; Lepidoptera; Noctuidae. The record is from RefSeq and is a predicted model, not a curated record.
UGAGUUAAUUUUUACGAGUAGCAACACUGCAGUGUACCGAGUAGUAAAAUGUCUGCUACGAAAGGAUCGAAAAAUAAUUUAAACAAAAUGAUUCAGUAGCCAUAGCUAAAAUCAAUUAAAGAUAACGGAAUAUUCAGAUGCUGCAGAAAUUACAAUGGAACACAUUUGUGAGACAGACAAAACAAUAAGCUGCAUGCCUUAAAUUGUUUUAAAAAAAGUAGAUUUUUUACAUGAAUCUCAUAGGACAUAGUGAUAGUGUAAUGUGAGUAUGAAGAUGUGUGUAUGAAGUGAUUUGUCCCAGUGCUGACAUUUAGUGAGUGAUCGAUGGUUGACGGUCUAAACGGUGCCAACAUGUCUGAUGAGGAGGAUUCUUCACCUGAUCGGGCGCUGGGACCCACCAACAAUGUACCAGUGCUGGGCAUCAAACGUCUCAAACAGAUCGAGACGAUGUUCAUAUCCCGACGGCUCCAGGCUCCAAGGACCCAUGGUCUUAGCGUGGAGACCCUGGUCGAUAUGUUGCUGGUCCUAUACGACGAAUGCUGUAACAGCAGCCUUCGGAGGGAGAAGGCGGUAGCCGAUUUCAUAUCUUAUGUAAAACCUGUGGCGACAGCGCUGAAGAGACUACGGUUGUCCCGAGAUGACUUCGAGCUGGUGAAGGUGAUUGGACGCGGCGCCUUCGGAGAAGUUUGCGUCGUCAGAGCCUCGUUUAUGCAGGGCACUGAUGGCGGUAACCUAACCACUUCGACUACGGGGACCACGGGCACCGGGGAACGUGUAUACGCCAUGAAAAUACUCAACAAAUGGGAGAUGCUCAAGAGGGCGGAGACGGCGUGUUUCCAAGAGGAGCGCGACGUGCUCGUGUUUGGCGACAGGCGGUGGAUCACAAACCUACAUUACGCCUUCCAGGAUGAACACAACUUGUACCUGGUAAUGGACUACUACUGCGGCGGCGACCUGCUGACGUUACUAUCGAAGUUCGAGGAUCGUCUCCCGGAGGACAUGGCCAAGUUCUACAUCGCUGAAAUGGUGCUAGCCAUACAGAGCGUGCACGAACUUAGAUAUGUUCAUAGGGAUAUAAAACCAGACAACGUAUUACUAGACGCGAGUGGUCACAUUCGUCUAGCAGACUUCGGUUCCUGUCUCCGGCUUGGAGAAGAUGGCAAGGUGCAGAGCAAUGUGGCAGUCGGCACACCUGAUUAUAUCUCGCCGGAGAUAUUACGGGCUAUGGAAGAUGGCCAGGGAAGGUACGGGCCGGAGUGUGAUUGGUGGUCGUUGGGUGUAUGUAUGUACGAGAUGCUAUUCGGCGAGACCCCGUUCUACGCGGAGUCUCUAGUGGAGACGUACGGCAAGAUCAUGAACCACGCGCGCUCCUUCCACUGCCCACCUCCUGAUGAUCAUGCUGCACAGGUUUCAGAAGAGGCGAAGGAUUUAAUCCGCAGACUGAUUUGCUCUUCCGAGAAUAGAUUAGGAAAAAAUGGACUGCAAGACUUUAAGAAUCACCCAUGGUUCGCGAACCUGGACUGGGAGAAUCUCCGCGAGAUGCAAGCACCGUUUGUACCGGACGUGUCCAGUCCCACCGAUACUUCUAACUUCGAUGUUGAUGACACUGAUAUCAGGUUGUCGGAGGCGGUCCCCCCGCCGUGCGCGUCGUCCGCGUUCUCCGGGCUGCACCUGCCCUUCGUGGGCUUCACCUUCACGGCCGGCUCGCGGCUCUCCGACCUCGGCGCGCCCGCCAGCCCGCUCAGUCCUGCCAAGAAUGCGCCUAGUCAGGCACCAAGUAACGCGGGCGAUCGAGCGGCGCUAAAAGCUUUAGAGCGAGAAAACGCGUUGUUAGCUCAGACCAUCGCAGAACUAAGGGCCGGGGGCGCUGCGCCAGAGGGCGCUAGUGAAGAUUUAAUACAACUGAAAGAAGAAUUGGCGACGUUAUCGAAGAGGAAUGCUGAUUUAGAGGCUCAAGUUAGAUGUUAUGAACAAUUGAAUACUGGCAUUAGUACGCAGGAUAUGCCAGCGACCCCACAAGAGAUGGCGACCCGUAUUCGCGAGAUGGAAGUCAUCAUCCAAGCUCUGAACAUGGAGAAGGAGGAACUAUUGAAGGACAAAACUGAUUCUGCUGAGAAACUUAGGCUGCAGGACAAAGAGCUAAAGGACGCACUAUCACAACGUAAGCUUGCGAUGACGGAGUACAACGAGGUCACUGAACGACUGUCUGAACUCAGGCAACAGAAACAGAAGCUCUCGCGGCAGGUCCGCGACAAAGAGGAAGAGUUAGAAGUAGCGAUGCAGAAGAUAGAUGCGUUGCGCCAGGACAUACGGCGCGCUGAGAAGGGACGCAGGGAACUCGAGGCUAGACUCGACACUGCUAUCUCUGAGGCUACCAAGGAGCGCAAGUUACGCGAGGAGUCAGUCCGCAGCGCGCGCGUGGACAGCGCCGCGCCGCCCGCCUCCGCCGCCGCCGACGUCGCGCGCCUGCAGGCUGAGGUCGACACUCUCGAGCUACAAUACAAGGAAUCGCUAGCGCAGCAACAGGCGCGGUUCCAGGCGGAGUUGGCCGCGCUCAAUGACCAACUGCAGGAGGGAGACGCAUUGCGCAAUGUUCUCAAUAGAGAGUUGCAAACAUCGAAGGAGAAGUUAGAAAGUCGUCGUCUGGAGCAGUUGUCAGACAGUGAAGACAAACAGAUGCUUAUGAAUGAAAACAGGAAGCUCGCUAAGGACCUCGACGCUGUGAAUAGCAAAUUGGCAGAAAACGGUAGAAGAUGGCAGGCAGAACGAAGACAGAUGGAGAUAGAGUUAGAAGAAUUGAGAGCUAAACGAGAUACCAUGCAGCAUUGGGAGACACAGAUAGCCGACAUAAUCCGAUGGGUGGCUGAUGAGAAGGAGGCGCGAGGCUACCUACAGGCGCUAGCUACUAAGAUGACUGAAGAAUUGGAGUAUCUUAAACAUGCGAGUGCCUCUCGUUCCUCGCUAGUAGUAGCGUCGUCCCCUCCGUCGGGCGGGAAUGAAGCGCGCGGCACUGGCGGCUGGAGGAACCGACGCUCGCAGAAACUGGACAAGAUGGAGAUACUCACACUACAGUCCUCGCUGCACUCCGAGAUACAGGCUAAGCAGGCUGUAGGGGAGGAAUUGUCUAGGACCCGGGCUGAACUGCUCGCUAGUCAAAGAGAACUACUAGAAACCCGACAACGAUUGGACUCCCUUGCGCACGAUAUGAAGCGCAAGGAGCAACAUAUUCGCGACAUGCAAGCGAGACUCGACGCGCCGCACCAACCCGGUAACUCCUCCAGGCAAGGAUCGGCGAAAUCUUCAAGUUACUGGAGUGGCAAAGAAGAGAAUGUUUUGGAUCGACCACCGUCUCAGAUGAGCUACUUAGACCAAUUCCUCAAGGAAGCGCCGACGGAACGGCACUACGAUAACGUGGCUACUAUCAACGAGCAAAAGAUGUCGCCGCAGUACCGAUACAGGAACCAACAUUGUUGUAAUGCGAAGUUAAUGUACGGCUCCCAACAAUCGGCCGCAUUGAGUGGGUCGGUGGAACUACAGGACGAAUUGGAAGGGCCUCGGGCGUCCUCACCGGCCUCCAGCAAGAGUUCCCCUAGUGAAAUAUCCACAGUUAGUAUGGAUCCAUCGCUGGGCCCCACGGUGCCAGGCAAGCAGAAGGUCCAUCAGUUCUUGGUGAGGACGUUCAGCAGUCCUACGAAGUGCAACCAUUGUACGUCGCUCAUGAUGGGUCUGACGCGGCAGGGCGUGGUGUGCGAGACGUGCGGGCUGGCGGUCCACACGUGGUGCUGCGCGCGCGUCGCGCCGCGCUGUCCGCUCCCCGCCGCCGCCGGCCGCCGCCCGCUCGGCAUCGACCCCGCGCGCGGACAGGGCACCGCCUACGAGGGAUACGUCAAGGUCCCGAAGCCCGGUGGCGUGAAGAAAGGGUGGAUGAGACAGUUUGUGGUCGUGUGUGACUUCAAACUGUUCCUCUACGACAUAUCGCAAGAUCGUAACGCGCUCCCGUCGGUAUGCGUGAGUCAGGUGCUAGACAUGCGUGACCCGGAUUUCAGCGUGACGUCAGUGAAGGAGUCUGACGUCAUACACGCCAGCAAACGGGACAUACCUUGUAUAUUUAGGAUAUCAACGUCCCAACUGGAAGGCGGCAAGAGAUCUCAUACACUGAUGUUGGCGGAGUCCGAGUCAGAAAAGACCAAGUGGGUCGUCGCACUCAGUGAACUGCACAGGAUACUCAAGCGGAACAACCUGCCGGACAAAUGUGUAUACAGCGCGUGCGUGCUACUGGACUCGACGGCGGCGGCGACGGUCCGCAACGCGCUCUGCGCCUGCGUCCUGGAGCGGUCCCGGGUCUGCAUCGGCGGCGAGGCCGGCCUGUGCCUGCUGGACCUGGAGCGCGCCGAGCUCACGCCGCGCCGCCAGCACGCGCCCGUCACCACCGUCGCAUACGUGCCGCAGGAACAGUUGCUCGUGGUAAUAGCGGGCCGCGGUCGACACGUCCGCUUAGUACCGAUCCGAGCGCUAGAAUGCGCAGAAGUGGAGUGUAUCAAGUUAGCAGAAAGCAAAGGCGCGCUCUCAUUGGCUGCCGGCCCGUUAGGACAUUCUGCACAUGGAUUCGCUGUACUGUGUAAAAAGCAGAACGCGUACGUGGUGAACGUGUACGAGAUAACCCGCACGGCAGCGCGACGAGUUCGAGUGGCCGAACUACGCGCGUGUGGCGCCGUACUGAGUCUACAGCUGGCGGGCGCGCGGCUACUGCUGGGGUACCGCGGGGGCAUCGCCGCGCACUGCCUGCCCGACCCGCGCCGCCCGCAUCACGACCAGCCCGCCGUCUGUCAGUAUACAUGUACAUACAUACUCACUACGUACUGGUACAUCGCGCGCACUGCCUGCCCGACCCGCGCCGCCCGCAUCACGACCAGCCCGCCGUCUGUCAGUAUACAUGUACAUACAUACUCACUACGUACUGGUACAUCGCGCGCACUGCCUGCCCGACCCGCGCCGCCCGCAUCACGACCAGCCCGCCGUCUGUCAGUAUACAUGUACAUACAUACAUACACUACGUACUGGUACAUCGCGCGCACUGCCUGCCCGACCCGCGCCGCCCGCAUCACGACCAGCCCGCCGUCUGUCAGUAUACAUGUACAUACAUACUCACUACGUACUGGUACAUCGCGCGCACUGCCUGCCCGACCCGCGCCGCCCGCAUCACGACCAGCCCGCCGUCUGUCAGUAUACAUGUACAUACAUACUCACUACGUACUGGUACAUCGCGCGCACUGCCUGCCCGACCCGCGCCGCCCGCAUCACGACCAGCCCGCCGUCUGUCAGUAUACAUGUACAUACAUACUCACUACGUACUGGUACAUCGCGCGCACUGCCUGCCCGACCCGCGCCGCCCGCAUCACGACCAGCCCGCCGUCUGUCAGUAUACAUGUACAUACAUACAUACACUACGUACUGGUACAUCGCGCGCACUGCCUGCCCGACCCGCGCCGCCCGCAUCACGACCAGCCCGCCGUCUGUCAGUAUACAUGUACAUACAUACUCACUACGUACUGGUACAUCGCGCGCACUGCCCGACAGUAUACACUAUAUACACGCAUCGACCUACUCACUACACUAUACACAACAAAUGCCUUACACACACUGACUUUACACACACAAAUUCCUCACACACUCGCUUUUUACGCGCGAUUUCCAUACACCCACGAGUUCCUUAGACGCAUUCGCUUUACGUACACGAAUUCGUUACGCACACUUAAACAGUACCCCGUGUCCACAGCGCUGGUGCACCCCGAGAACCAGGUGAGCGUGUUCCUGUCGCACUCGGGCGCGCGUCCGCUGGGCGCGGCGCCGCUGGCCUGCGGCGACACGCUGCUGGUCUUCAACUCGCUGGCGCUGUACGUCGACCGCGCCGGCCACCGCGCGCGGGACACCGAGCUCAUGUACACCGCGCAUCCCACGCACCACGCAAUCAACGACACACAUCUUCUAAUAUUCACUGCGACGCAUAUCGACGUGUACGACAUUGAAACUGGCGACUGGGUGCAAACUAUGAAUAUACCGAGCGCCCGGCCGCUGGACGAGACAGGUUGGAUCUGUUGCGUGGGCGGCGGCAGCGGGAACGGGUUCCCAUUCUCUACUGACGCCGCUCCAUUCAUCAUUUACCUCCGACCUUUGUUGACACAUCCGCGAGCGUCGGACCCACCGCUGAGCGUAGACACGUCCCUAUGGGGCAACAAGAGAAGGUUCUCAGUACGGGAACAGUCACACCAAGCUAUUGAAGCGCACAAUAGAUUAUCAGAAAGACGGUCCCGUCUAAUAUCAGCCCCUACAAACUUCGCGCACCUGUCCCACAUGGGCCCCGGGGACGGGAUCCGGUCGCAGAGACUGUUAGACCUGCCCACCACCGUCGAAACUGCCGAUGAUCAUCCACAGAUGUACAGUAGUCGAGAAAGUAGUAAACGAACGUCACCGUUAACGAUAUCGCACGGUACUGGAUCCUAUAACGGUUCCUGGAGAAGUGCAGGUCGUCGUGACGCCCCGUGCGACCCCCCCGCGUCCCCCCCACGUAUGGAGCGGUCGCUGGGGGGCGGCUCGCAGGGGAGCGGCUCCCUACUGGAGCGGUCCAUCACUCCACUCAGCCUGGGCAGCAUGAGCUCACUGCAUGAUGUGCUGAAGGUUGGUACGGAGUUAGGUGACGGUCUGCAUUCCGAGGACAGUAGUUGUGGAGCUUCACCGCCGCAUCCUAUGGAUCCUUGAUGAAACCAGCUGAACUCAUCAUGGACACUUGACAUGUCCCGUUUCUACGCUUGCUUUUGUUAAAACAUUGUAUUAGUUGCGAUCGGGACUACAAACUGUACCUUGUGUCCUAUACACAGAGUUCAAAAUGCCGUAGCAAGCGAUGCUUUAAAAACUUUAAAUUAUACACUGCUAUAUUUGUGAUAGAUAUGAUUUAAAAACAAAAUAAUUUAUUUAAUAAAAUGUAAAUAUUCAGGAUGACAAUAAUGAUUAAUAAACUGUACAAUAUGUACAAAUACUUCUCUGCCUACCUCUUGUAGGAUAUAGGCGUUAUGUUUUACUAAUUAUGUAUUACAAAGAAACUUUUUAGUUCUAUAUUAGUUAGCACACAUACAAACUUAAAUUAAUUUUUAAUCUGUAUAC